AGCCCCAGGCUAAUUAAACUAAGUCCCAGCCUCUAGGACGCGGGAGACCUUGCAGCUUUUAGUCUUGUGGACAGGAGUCGCUAAACCCGGUGGAUUUCCCGCUCGGGGCACAGAUGAGGGUUUCAGGCCAGACAAGGCAGUGGUCUUAAACUUGUGCGCCCUGAGUCAGUCAGCUUCUCAGCCCGUGUGAAGCAAACCCCACGACACGCACACGCAGCGCCACGUCUUGGAGCCCAGCACUUUAUGCUGCACUUCUAAAUUCUGUCACCGAAAUCCUGUCUUAUCAAUUAUAAAUACCUCUACUGGAACUGAGGGGUUUGUUAUGUAAUGUAAAGGAUGGCCCGCACUAUGGAACCUUUGGCAAGGAAGAUCUUUAAAGGAGUUUUAGUAGCAGAACUUAUUGGUGUUUUUGGAGCAUAUUAUUUAUUUAAUAAGAUGAACACAAGCCAAGAUUUCAGGCAAACAAUGAACAAAAAAUUUCCCUUCAUCUUGGAAGUUUAUUACAAAUCCAUUGAACAGUCGGGAGUAUAUGGACUCAGAGAGCAAGAUCAAGAAAAAUGGCUUAACAGUAAAAAUUAAGAUCAUCCCGUUCAGCCUCCCAUUUAAGCUGCUUGAAACCUGUGGGGAGGAGAAAGAUGACCACGCUGCCCAUAAGCUUGAGCGCGCACAGAC
Molecule: messenger RNA, 672 nt
Organism: Condylura cristata (star-nosed mole)
Lineage: Eukaryota; Metazoa; Chordata; Mammalia; Eulipotyphla; Talpidae
Product: protein CEBPZOS
Exons: 5
Coding region: 337-579 (80 amino acids)
Source: RefSeq, a predicted model, not a curated record